AUGUCACGGCAGUAUGGAGACGAGAAUGACUACGAAUUUGUAUGCCGCACACGCGGACUGAUCAGCCUCACUCGACUGGAAUGCCUCUACAGGUCGGGUGCAGUAUCGGUCGGUGGUCAGGUCUGGUCUCGUCCAAACUGCGCUCGGGCUGAACGUGGAUGGUGGAUAAAAAGGGAAGUUGUCGACCUCAGAAGAAGAGGGUCAGCGGGUCCAAAGAUGUGCGCACUUGUUCGAGCGGCUUGUCAUUUGUCAUUCUCACUCUCCUCUUGCUUCUGUUCAUAUCAUGUCUGCAAUCUAGCCGAAAUGGGGCAACUUGUUUUGGCAGAAAGCCCUACGAGAGAAAUUAUAACACUCAAAGGAGAAAAAUAA
Messenger RNA from Protopolystoma xenopodis, 369 nucleotides. The record is from the annotation of a GenBank genome assembly. Lineage: Eukaryota; Metazoa; Platyhelminthes; Monogenea; Polystomatidea; Polystomatidae.